This is a messenger RNA of Spinacia oleracea (spinach), 792 nucleotides long. RefSeq lists its product as uncharacterized. Gene Ontology annotation, biological process: root development; shoot system development. The transcript has a single exon. NCBI's taxonomy places the organism in Eukaryota, Viridiplantae, Streptophyta, Magnoliopsida, Caryophyllales, Amaranthaceae. The record is from RefSeq and is a predicted model, not a curated record. The coding region runs from base 1 to 792 and encodes 263 amino acids.
AUGGCUUCUUACCACACUAGAUCUUUCAGUUUCCCCUCAAACUCUCACCCGGUUGCUGAUCAGUUGGAUGAACAAUUGAGCAGAUUGAGGUCAUCUCAAGCUGCCUCUACUUCAUCCCUAACCAACAAACUUAACAGCCUAAAUGAUUUAUACAAGUGUGUUGAAGAAUUUCUUCAACUGCCCCAUAAUCAGAAAACCGUAUCUCAAUCUCAAGGAGAAAGUUCAGUUGAGCAAGUGUUAGAUGGAUCUUUAAGGCUCCUUGAUAUUUGUGCCACAUCUCGGGAUGUCUUGGCACUAUCAAAGGAACGGCUCCAAGAUAUACAAUCAGUUCUUCGAAGAAGGUGUAUUGGUGAACUUGACAUUACUAAUGAAGUUGCUGAAUACCUAAAAACACGAAAAUCAUCCAAGAAGAUAAUCAAGAAGUGCUUGAAAGAUAUCAGUGCAGUUGGAAAAACUAAUGAGUCUAUUGCCAUCUCGAGCAUGCUUAAAGAUGUGCAAGCAUUAACAGUUGAUGUCUUCAAGUGCUUGUUGUCCUACAUCGGUGGAUCACAGAAAAGUAGCUGGUCUUUCUCAAAACUUGUUGGCCAAGGAUCCGAGAAAGAAGCAGCAGCAUCCAUCAGCGAAUUUGAUGCUGUUGAUGCUAGUCUCAGCCAGAAAAAGAACGUAAAUGUUGACAUGUCACAAUUGGUCAAAUUGGAAUCCGAAGUCCAAGAAAUUGACGAAGUGUUGGAAAGCUUGUUUAGGCAUCUCAUUAAGAACAGAUCAACUCUUCUCAAUGUCCUUAGUAAUUAG